Molecule: messenger RNA, 937 nt
Organism: Diorhabda carinulata
Lineage: Eukaryota; Metazoa; Arthropoda; Insecta; Coleoptera; Chrysomelidae
Exons: 10
Coding region: 1-873 (290 amino acids)
Source: RefSeq, a predicted model, not a curated record
AUGACUUCUGAAAGUAUACCUUUUGAUCUAAGUAAACCUACACCAAAAAAAGUCCAGUGGGCUUUAAUGUGGAGACCGAAGAGUCCGAGGAAUUUACAAGGAAGGAUUAAAAAUCUGGGUUUUGGAAAUCACUUGAAUACCAAUGCCAACCAUCUGUACUCAGGUGUUAAAGAUUCUAGAAAUGGUGAUAUAAGAAAUAAUAGAUCGAUUAUGAGAUACUUGAUUGAUAGAAUAGAAAGUCGGUAUCCUGGAUGGACAGGUUCUUUAAAUGAGCUCAUCGAAACUGGCAAAAUCAAAAUGAACAAUUUGACUCAAAGUACAGACAAACUCUAUCCAUGUUUAAGAGAUUCUCUGAUUACGUUCAUUGAAAGUGGCAACCUGAAUUUAAAUAAUAUGAUACGAAAACUAGACCGUUUCUAUCCAGGUUCAAAAGAUACUUUAAUUCAAAUCCUCAGUAGCGGUGACCUCUAUUUGACUAACGUUGUCCAGAAAUUAUUAGGUCGUUAUUCCAGAAUCACAGAUUUUUUGAUAAAUGUUCUGAACAAUACCAAGCUUACCCAGAGAUUGGACAAUAUCUAUCCUGGAUUGUCAGAUUCAUUGAAAGGUCUCUUGAAGAAUGGCAAAUUGAACUUAAAUGGUCAGAUUAAAAAACUAGAUGAUCGUUAUCCCGGUUGGAGAGAAACGAUAAUUAAACUACUAAGUAAUGGUCAACUGAAUUUGUCUAAACUCAUUCAAACAUUAGACAGUCGCUUUCCAGGAUUAACAGAUGCUAUGAGGAAUAUCAUCCAAAAUGGAAAUUCGACACUGAGUAACCUAAUCAGAAGACUAGACGAGUUCUAUCCCGGAUGGCAGACAAUAUUUUUUUCGAUCUGAGAUUAUAAUCUAUGGAAGAAAGAUCCAGUGAAAAAUAUACUCAUGAUGUAAUAAACAUUAUCAU